Leptopilina heterotoma is the source of this 1540-nucleotide messenger RNA. Its product is annotated as pro-resilin-like. Bases 28 to 1407 code for a protein of 459 amino acids. Lineage: Eukaryota; Metazoa; Arthropoda; Insecta; Hymenoptera; Figitidae. The record is from RefSeq and is a predicted model, not a curated record. The transcript is spliced from 3 exons.
GCAUCAGGUUGGUUGGGGUGUUUAAACAUGCAAAGCGCGCCUCCGCUCGAGGUGUAUAAAAGCCGUGACUGGUCCCCAAAUAUCCAGUAUCUUCAGAGCAAUCGGCAAAACGAUAGCGAAAACAUGAGGACGUUCCUGAUUUCGAGUAUUUUUGUGGUUUUGGUCGCGGCUGAGCCACCAGUGUAUCGGCAAAGGUACUACGUGGCUCAACAGAGGGAAGAAGUCACCCAAAACCCAUCCGCACCCUACGCUCCCUCAGGAUGGAAACCUGACGGUCCUGCCUUCAACCUACCUCAGAGGCAACAAGUUCAAAACACCUAUGGACCUCCUAAACAACAGUACGGACCACCCUCUGAACCUCAGAACCAGUACGGACCCCCUUCGGCUCCGGAAAAUCAGUACGGACCACCUUCGGCUCCACAAAACCAAUACGGAGCCCCUUCGGCUCCGCAAAACCAAUACGGAGCUCCUUCGGCUCCACAAAACCAAUACGGAUCUCCUUCGGCUCCACAAAAGCAAUAUUUACCAGCCGCUGCUCCACAGAAUCAGUACGGAGCCCCAAAUGCUCCUCAGAAUCAGUAUGGAGCUCCAAAUGCUCCACAAAAUCAGUACGGAGCACCAAAUGCUCCUCAAAAUCAGUAUGGAGCACCUUCGGCUCCUCAAAAGCAGUACAGACAACCGGCGGCACCUCAAACCCAAUACGGAGUUGCAGCCGCAGCUCCACAACAACAAUACGGUUCGCCGGUUGUUCCUCUGAAUCCUUAUAUUACAUCCGAACAACAAUUUGCACCUCCACAAAGAUUCAGAGCAGUAUCGGCUGCCCAAAAGCAGUACAAUGGGCCUCAACAAAAAUACGGACCACCCGAGUACACCACGACUGAAUUUCCAAAUACCACGGACUUCGAAGAACCUACUACCGUGAAGGGCCUCACUGAAUCCGAGUCUGAACCAGUGAAUUCGGUGAACGAAUUGGGUGAAGAUGGUGAAAUCGACGAGCAACAGAAGAAAUCUGGCCAGUACUUCGUUGCCCUUCCUGACGGACGACUUCAGCGCGUUCGUUAUGUCAGUCGAGAGGACGUCGAAGCAAUGAAGUACUUUGCUAAAAUUCGUGCGGAAAAUGUGGAACCACUUCGUGGACCAAUCUAUUCUUAUGCGCCUCUUCAAAAAUUACAAGUCUCACCAUCAGGCUCGAAACUCGAUGUAUCAGUGUCGUCACCACUUCCACUCGAAGUCUCCAGACCCGAGAGGCUAUUAGCACCAAAAGUCGAAAUCCAACCCCUCGCUCAAGUUCAAUAUCAAUUAGACAGUCCCGGAAGUGUCAUCCCUCUCAGCUCUUCGUUCAGUACCUACACUGCCAACUAUCAGGUGCCCGCACCUUCUGAGCAAAAAUUCAUCAUUUCUGUCUAAGCUAAGCUUUUAGCUUUAUAGAUUUUAAUUUUUAAAAAAAUAAAUGGAAAUAUAAAAAAUAGGUUGAGCCUAUUCUUGUAAAUGUGUAAAAAACUAAUUUAUGAUCGUUAAUAAAACUAAGACUAAAAUGCAA